CUCGUAAUUAUUUCCUCUUCUCCCUCCUUUGCUUUCCUCUUUUACGUCUGACGUUUUGGGACUUGCUUCUCCCUUUCUUUCCUCUUUGUAGUCUAUUCCUGCACUUCAUCUGCAUUUUAAGAAUACCCGACGCGACGCACACAGGUCUACCCAACCUCCAACAUACCAACAAGCUGGAGGUUUCAUCAACGCACAAACAGGCAGGAGGAAGCAAGUAGGAGUAAUUGUCCGUCAUGUCGAAGAACGAAAAGAAACGAGUUGGGUUCGCAACCCAUAUCACGGCGGGUGGUAUUGCAGGUGCUAUGGAGGCGCUUGUAUGCCAGCCUCUUGAUACCAUAAAGGUCCGAAUGCAACUGUCGAAAUCUGGGCUUACACCUGGGACGAAACCACGAGGAUUCCUCGCAACCGGUGCACAAAUUGUACAACGCGAAACGCCCCUUGCACUCUACAAAGGUCUCGGUGCCGUCCUCUCUGGAAUCGUCCCCAAAAUGUCUAUUCGUUUCGCCUCCUUUGAAGCAUACAAACGUUGGCUCGCCGAUCCUACCACAGGGAAGACUCCCACUUCAUCCAUCUUCCUCGCCGGUCUCGGCGCCGGCACAACAGAAGCCGUCGCAGUCGUCUGUCCCAUGGAAGUCGUCAAAAUCCGUCUGCAGGCUCAAUCCCACUCCCUCGCUGACCCGCUCGAAAUACCACGAUACAGAAACGCGGGACACGCGGUGUAUACAAUCGUGCGGGAGGAAGGAAUAAGGACGUUGUAUCGCGGAGUUACGUUAACCGCUUUACGACAAGCAACGAACCAAGCAUCCAACUUCACAGCCUACCAAGAACUCAAAAAACUCGCACAUUCAUACCAACCCACGCUCACCGAGCUUCCAUCCUAUCAAACCAUGUUUAUCGGUCUCAUCUCCGGUGCGAUGGGACCCUUUUCCAACGCACCCAUUGAUACUAUCAAGACGAGACUGCAGAAAGCGAGUUACCCGCCUGGAACAAGUGCGGCGAGUAAGAUUAUGCAGAUUGCUGGGGAGAUGUGGAGGAGGGAAGGUGCGAGGGCGUUUUAUAAGGGGAUUACGCCGAGAGUGUUGAGGGUUGCGCCUGGACAGGCGGUUGUGUUCCCUGUUUAUGAGAAAGUGAGGAUGGUGAUUGAGAAGAUGCAGACGGGUGAUAUGGGAGAUACGUAUUCGGAGUGACUGUGUGCGGGUGGGGGGCGAUUGUAAUAGGAGGGGUUUGCUUGAUAGAUAGACUGUUAUUUUCCAUUUUGGACGCGUGCAUUUAUAGCAUUUAUUUUGUACGGAUAUGUUCCUUUUGAUAAUCCGAUCUUCCACGUUCCUCGCCGACGGUAUAUUUAUAGCUUCUACUGUCAUUUCAUUAUCAAUUUAUCACUGUCUAGCAC
Messenger RNA from Fomitiporia mediterranea MF3/22, 1390 nucleotides. RefSeq names its product mitochondrial carrier. Bases 234 to 1187 code for a protein of 317 amino acids. The record is from RefSeq and is a predicted model, not a curated record. Gene Ontology annotation, biological process: succinate transport; fumarate transport; transmembrane transport. The transcript has 3 exons. Lineage: Eukaryota; Fungi; Basidiomycota; Agaricomycetes; Hymenochaetales; Hymenochaetaceae.